GCUUCCUCGCGACACCAACCAAAUCGUCCCCUAUUUCCCUUGCCCCUGAAGCGAGCACGAUCCCCAAUCCAAUGGCGCUCAAGGCCGAGAAGAAGCCGGCGGGCGAGGAGGAGGAGGAGAUGCCCGCAGGGAAGAAGCCCAAGGCGGAGAAGCGCCUACCGGCGAGUAGGGAGGGCGGCAAGGAGAAGGGGAAGAAGAAGGCUAAGAAGGGUGUGGAGACCUACAAAAACUACAUCUUCAAGGUGCUGAAGCAGGUGCACCCAGACAUCGGCAUCUCCUCCAAGGCCAUGUCCAUCAUGAACUCAUUCACCAACGACAUCUUCGAGAAGCUGGUGCAGGAAGCCGCGCGCCUCACCCGCUACAACAAGAAGCCCACUAUCACCUCCCGGGAGAUCCAGACCUCCGUACGCCUUGUCCUCCACGGGGAGCUCGCCAAGCAUGCCGUCUUCGAGGGCGCCAAGGCUGUCACCAAGUUCACCACCAACUAAGCGAGCUGCGGCGUCUACAAAUUUGUUAGAUCUAUUCCUUCCUUUUGUACCCGGAUGCGGUAUGUGCUGUGAAAUUAUCGAUGUUUUCGAUGAAUAACCGACAAAUGCGGGUAGUAGCUGCUUGCCUGCUUUGUAAAUCAUGCCGAGUUGUGAUGAACGUCUUGAAUUUGAACCGAUAUGUACUAUUGCUUGUUAUAAAGAGUUUUAUGUCAUUAUAAGACUCGAAACAGCUUCGCCGA
Setaria italica (foxtail millet) is the source of this 727-nucleotide messenger RNA. Its product is annotated as histone H2B.3. Gene Ontology annotation, cellular component: nucleosome. The transcript has a single exon. The record is from RefSeq and is a predicted model, not a curated record. Bases 72 to 488 code for a protein of 138 amino acids. Gene Ontology annotation, biological process: nucleosome assembly. Gene Ontology annotation, molecular function: structural constituent of chromatin; DNA binding; protein heterodimerization activity. NCBI's taxonomy places the organism in Eukaryota, Viridiplantae, Streptophyta, Magnoliopsida, Poales, Poaceae.